AUGUUUUAUUAUACUCCAUAUUUAUUUGCAGGAUUAUUAUAGGCAUUUAUUGCUUCAAAAGUAUAAGAUGUAGAUCCUAAAUUAAAAUUUGUGAGAGAAUAUAUAGAUUUUGGAUAAGAAUUUGGAUGUUUUGCAUUAGAUUGGGGAAGUUAUGAAGGUAAAAUAAGUGAAAAAGAAGCAACAAAUACAGCAGGUAAGCCAUUAGUAGUUGUUUUAAGUGGUUUGACUGCAUCAAGAGUUGAGCCAUAUAUCAAAAAUUUUUUCUCAAAAUUUUGUUAAAAUUAAUCUGAUUGGAGAAUUGUAUUAUAUAAUGAUAGACUAUUUAAUAAUAGAAUCUAUUAGGAUCCAUAAAGAUAGAUUCUCCCAUAAAUAGGAAAUUUUCAUCAUGUAGAGGAUUUUAGAAGAGUUUUGUAAUACAUUGCAAAAUAACAUAAUAAAAGCAUAAUAUAUGCUAUAGGACAUAGUUUUGGUUCCAACACUCUUCUAAAAUAUUUAGGAAUGUGUGGAAGUAAUGGAACUGAUCCAUUAAUUAAAGUUGCUGUAAGUGUAGGAAAUCCUUAUGAUUUUUAAUUGGGUAUGAGAUACUUAGAAGAUAGUUUAUCUGAUUCAUAUAUAAGAAAGCAUAGAUAAAGAAUAGCAUAGGAGUAAUAAUAUUAAUUUAUUAGAAAGAAAGAUUGAUUAAUAUUUACCUAUACCUAAACAUAUAGAUUUAGACAUGAAUAAAGUAUAAUAAGCUAAGACAUCUUUAGAAUUUGAUACCUAUUUUACUAAACCAAUAUUUGGUGCACCUUCUGUUGAUUUCCAUUAUUUAUCAAUCCAAUGUGCUAAUUAUAUGGAAUUCAUUAAAAUCCCUGUAUUUUUAUUAGGUUCUUUUGAUGAUCCAGUAAUUAAUAAUAAAGCUGUCUACCCAAGAGAUGCUAUAUUAAAAAAUCCUAAUCUAAUUUCUUUAAUGACAUAAGUCGGAGGACAUAUAUCUUGGUUUGAAGGAGUACUGCAUCCAAAAAGAUGGUACUAUAAACCUGUUUUAUAAUAUUUGAAUGCGAUUCAUUAAUUGCUUUGA
Molecule: messenger RNA, 1060 nt
Organism: Paramecium sonneborni
Lineage: Eukaryota; Ciliophora; Oligohymenophorea; Peniculida; Parameciidae
Source: the annotation of a GenBank genome assembly